AUAUAUACCAGCGACUCAUAAUCAUAAUAAUUCUGAGAAUAAAUAAAAAUAAAUAUAUUCCACGUGCUUGAAGUGUCAUUUAGUGGAAUUUACUCAAAAUACUUGGAAAAAAUAACGUUAAUUAUUAAUCAUCAAGAUGGCUCGCAAGAAGAAAGUUUUUAUCGAAAGUAAAGAAGAGAGAAUGAUGUUGACUAUUCAGGAAGUAAUCCAGGAAUUGCUAGUGGCGCAUGACGAGCACCGGGAUGUUGAUCUGAAUAAAUUAAAAACCAGGAUAUCAUCCAAGUACGGUUUGGAGUCUUCACCGAGGCUGGUGGAUAUUAUUGCAGCAGUUCCUCUUGAUGCUAAGAAUAAAUUGCUUCCUAAAUUAAAAGCUAAGCCAAUCAGAACAGCCAGUGGUAUUGCAGUUGUCGCUGUAAUGUGUAAGCCCCACAGAUGUCCACACAUAAAUUUCACAGGUAACAUUUGUGUCUACUGUCCGGGAGGACCAGAUUCAGAUUUUGAAUAUUCAACUCAAUCUUACACUGGAUAUGAACCAACGUCUAUGAGAGCCAUUCGGGCUAGAUAUGAUCCAUUUUUACAGACUCGUCAUCGCGUUGAACAGCUGAAGCAAUUGGGCCACAGCGUCGACAAAGUUGAAUUUAUUGUAAUGGGCGGUACAUUUAUGUCUCUACCUGAAGAUUAUCGCGACUAUUUUAUCAGAAAUCUUCACGACGCGCUAUCUGGACAUAUAAGUAAUAAUGUUGAUGAAGCGGUCAGAUUUUCAGAACGAAGCAAGACUAAGUGCAUCGGCAUCACUAUUGAAACUCGACCGGAUUAUUGUUUGAAUAGACAUCUUUCUGAUAUGCUUCGUUAUGGAUGUACAAGAUUAGAAAUUGGAGUUCAAUCAGUCUUUGAAGAUGUUGCUCGUGACACCAAUCGUGGUCAUACAGUUAAAGCAGUCUGUGAGACAUUUAAUAUUGCUAAAGAUGCUGGAUAUAAAGUAAUUGCUCAUAUGAUGCCUGAUUUACCUAAUGUAGACAUUGAACGUGAUGUAGAACAAUUUAUUGAAUUUUUUGAAAAUCCAGCAUUUCGUGCUGAUGGUUUAAAAAUAUAUCCAACAUUGGUGAUCCGUGGUACAGGUCUCUAUGAAUUAUGGAAGACUGGUAGAUACAGAAGCUACCCACCCAGCACCUUGAUCGACUUGAUAGCAAGAAUAUUGGCGCUAAUACCGCCUUGGACUAGAGUAUAUCGAGUCCAGCGUGACAUACCAAUGCCUCUGGUGAGUUCAGGAGUCGAGCAUGGAAAUCUAAGAGAGCUUGCCCUGGCUCGAAUGAAAGAUUUUGGCACAGACUGCCGUGAUGUCAGGACUCGCGAAGUUGGAAUCCAGGAAAUCCACAACAAAGUCCAGCCUUAUGAAGUCGAGCUUAUACGCCGAGACUACGUGGCCAAUGAAGGAUGGGAGACAUUCCUGUCGUACGAAGAUCCGACUCAAGACAUCCUCGUCGGGUUGUUGAGGUUGAGGAAGUGUGGAGCCAAGACAUACCGCCCGGAACUCAAAGGCAAGUGUUCUAUCGUUCGAGAGCUUCAUGUUUAUGGUACGGUGGUUCCAAUCAGCGCGCGCGACCCUACUAAAUUUCAGCAUCAAGGGUUCGGAAUGCUGCUCAUGGAAGAAGCUGAAAGGAUUGCUAGGGAAGAACAUGGCUCACAUAAAAUUGCUGUGAUAUCAGGUGUUGGUACCAGAAAUUAUUAUCGAAAAAUUGGCUAUGAAUUGGAUGGUCCUUAUAUGUCUAAAAUUCUUGUAAAUAAUAAUUAAUAAUUAAUAAUCAAAAUAAUAAAAUUUAUUAUAAUC
Messenger RNA from Cotesia glomerata, 1828 nucleotides. RefSeq names its product elongator complex protein 3 (gene Elp3). The coding region runs from base 137 to 1792 and encodes 551 amino acids. The record is from RefSeq and is a predicted model, not a curated record. NCBI's taxonomy places the organism in Eukaryota, Metazoa, Arthropoda, Insecta, Hymenoptera, Braconidae. Gene Ontology annotation, biological process: tRNA wobble base 5-methoxycarbonylmethyl-2-thiouridinylation. Gene Ontology annotation, molecular function: iron-sulfur cluster binding; acyltransferase activity, transferring groups other than amino-acyl groups. The transcript is spliced from 6 exons. Gene Ontology annotation, cellular component: nucleus; cytoplasm; elongator holoenzyme complex.